AUGAGGCAAUCACCAAACAUCAUCAUCACCGGGACCCCGGGCGUAGGCAAGACGACACACUGCGAGAGCCUGGCCGAGAGAACAGGCUUACGGCAUGUGUCGGUCAACCAGAUUGUCAAGGAUCAAGAGUGCCACGAGGGCUGGAGCGACGAGUACCAGAGCUGGAUAGUGGACGAAGACAAGCUGUUGGAUGCCAUCGAGACGGAUGCCGAGGCAGGAGGCUGCAUCAUCGACUGGCACGCCUGCGACCUGUUUCCGCGUAGCUGGAUCGACCUGGUGAUUGUUCUGCGGGUGGACUCGACGACGCUCUACGACCGUCUGAAGGCGAGAAACUACGCGGAAGCCAAGCUCCAGGAGAAUCUGGACUCGGAGAUUAUGGAGGUGCUGCUGCAGGAGGCGCGGGAGGCGUUUGACGACGAGAUGGUGAUUGAGCUGACGAGCAAUUCCUCGGACGAGAUGGAGGGCAACCUGGAUCGCAUCGAGACAUGGAUAAACCAAUGGAGGCACGACAACAACACGACGGUGCCCGUGGGGCCGUAG
Molecule: messenger RNA, 540 nt
Organism: Hirsutella rhossiliensis
Lineage: Eukaryota; Fungi; Ascomycota; Sordariomycetes; Hypocreales; Ophiocordycipitaceae
Product: AAA domain-containing protein
Exons: 3
Coding region: 1-540 (179 amino acids)
Cellular component (GO): nucleus; cytoplasm
Molecular function (GO): ATP binding; AMP kinase activity; ATP hydrolysis activity
Source: RefSeq, a predicted model, not a curated record